Messenger RNA from Cyclospora cayetanensis, 3102 nucleotides. RefSeq lists its product as uncharacterized. Gene Ontology annotation, cellular component: membrane. The coding region runs from base 1 to 3102 and encodes 1033 amino acids. Lineage: Eukaryota; Apicomplexa; Conoidasida; Eucoccidiorida; Eimeriidae. Gene Ontology annotation, biological process: transmembrane transport; monoatomic ion transport. Gene Ontology annotation, molecular function: monoatomic ion channel activity. The record is from RefSeq and is a predicted model, not a curated record. The transcript has 10 exons.
AUGUCGUGGGGUCCCCCCCCGCCUUUCUCUGGGCAAGACAAGCUCCGCGGAGGCAUUGCCUUUGGCGCUGCUGCCUGCUGGAUACGCGCCGCUGGCGAGGUUUCACGCGAACCUGCUCUGCCGCCUUCGGCCUUCGCCUCGAUCCUCCAACAGCGCGCGUACAGAGAGUCUCUCAGGCUUCGCAGACACCGCGCGGCUGUCCUCUUGCUCUACCUGCUCCUCCCUUUUUUCGUCCCAGAAGGCUCUUCCCCCCCCUCCCCCUACUCGUUUCGGGAUCUCCAGCAGCAAACGCCGCCUCCGCAGCAGCCAGGAAGGCAACCUCCCCAGCCUGAUGGACCUCGGCGGGAGCUGCCCCUCCGAGGAGGCAUUCCAAGGGAGCACAAGUUCGCAGUCGAAGGCAGUCGCAGACAAAAGCUCCUCAUUCUGCCGUGGGAGUUCACCCCUCAGUCCCUGGAGUCUCCCGACGUCGCCUUACACACCCCUUCCUCCCCUCCAGAAAUCCUCGACCUCGAGCCACCCCAACACCCCUUCGUAGACACACCACGACAGCUGCUACUGCAGUCUCAGCCCCCCCUCCCGAAGACUUCUCGCUUCCUCCGGCUCGCCAUCAACACUGCCUCUUGCCAGCCAGACAGCACGCAGUGCCUUGCCGCCAAUACGCCGAUUCUCAGCGCAAUUCACACUUCUAGCGGAGCCAAUGGUGAUAGCUUUCUUCACGACAAUAGCGCCUUCAAGCCGUGGAGGACCUGGCCCCUCUCACCGCAACACGGCUGGAAGGCUAUGUGGCUCGUCGCUCUCCUCUGCUUAUGCUUCUUGGGUUACUGCUCGCUGCUAGCCGCCGUGACACGAGGCUGCACGCCUUCUGCUGCCGUCCCUGUCGCAGCACUUGCGUGCUGCCUCGUAUCCGCGGCAGACUACAUCCUGCUAGUAUUUGGAAAUGUGGCAGGAGGAGCCCACACUGCAGGAGGCGCGUGGAGAGCCACACGCCUCGCGCGCCCUCUUCUCCUCUGCGGUUUGCAGCAUUCCGUUAGGGUGCUGUUGGUGCGAAUCGUCAAGACACUCCCUCAGCUUUGGAGUAUUAUACUGGCCCUCUUUCUUUCUGUAGCCCUCUUCGACUGGCUGGGCGUCAUCUUAUUUGCUGGAACGGGAGGGCACGAGCAAUUUCACAGCUUUCAGCGGGGAUGUGUGUCUCUUCUCCUGGUUGUUACUACUGUGAGACUCCCGCAGGUGCUACUUUGCGGCUACACCGUACAUGAGGCUGCCGUGCUCUUCGUGAUUGCUUUUUAUCUCAUUACUGCGCUGCUGUUGGGACUCUUUGCGGCCGCCUUCUUCUCUGCCUUCAGACGACAAGAAGAGAAGGAUCUAGCCGAGCUGUCUGCUCUCCGCGUCCGGUACCUUCUUUCCGCCUUUUCCCUUCUGCAGGACUGUGGAGGCGGCCACGUGAAGCUGCGAGAGUGGCGUCUUUUUUACGAGGCUCUCUCUGCCCUCCCUCCCGCCUCCUUCCAGACGCUGAGCCCCGAAGAAACAAGGCUUUUUCUCCAGCAGCAGCAGCAACAACAGCCAGAUUCCUCUCUCGCUCCGGAGCAGAAGCGACUCGGAACAGUGGCACUAGUCAGCCCCAAAGAUCGAGAAGAGACGGACUGGCUGCCCUCUCCGUGGGGUUCCCCGAGCUCGAGGCGCAUGCAGCUCCGCGGAGCAGACCGCAUCGGCGCCAGCGAGGCCUCGCGCUUGCUGCUGCAGGCGUCACCUCUCGCUGCAUCUGCCUCAGCUGCAUCGGCCGCGGAGGCUGCCGAGGACGAAGUGCAGGAAGCAGCCUCGCUCCUGCGUGCCUGGGGCAUGCGCGAAAGGCAAUUAGGAGGCCCUUUGCGUGCCCUCUAUCGUCGUCAGAUGCUCGCGGAGGCUCAGUUUGCCUUGGACUGUCUGGGAGAAGCCAGCGCCGACUCGGGGGGAGGCAGAGGCAUCUCACCCCUCGCGUUCGCGAGGUUGCCCGCUGCUCUCGCUGCUGUUGAGAAGGAAAAAGCCGCAGCAGCUGCCAAGGCCUUUGAGAAAGCUCGCACGCCAAGGGCUUCCUCUUGGGCCUGGGGUCUGAGCGCCGUAGCCGACAUUGCCGUCGCCGUCUCCUUGGUUGUUACGUUUUUACAAACGCGGAAAUUCAUUCUGACUGCCUCCAGUCUAACGGGAGAGCCUAUCGACGAAGAAGCCGCAGACGGGAUGCCAGCUUCCUGUUUCCUCUCGCAUGCCACGAGCUACUGGCUGCAGUUUGGCCUCAGCGCUGUGUAUUUCUCGUCCGCGGGGGCCCUUCUUGGCCUCGAGGUUAAGCACAGGGGCCUUUGGAAGCUGUCUACUGUUUCGAAUUUCGACUUAUGCGCAAUAGCUGCCCUUUUGGUGGUUGAUAGUGCGUGCCUUCUCGCGGGAGCGGCACCGUCUCUCUCCCCGGAAAAUAACGCAGAGGGCCUCGUGGAUGACCUGUCGCGCUGUAUCGCCUUUGCUCGGGUCCUUAGAGGCCUUCGGAUCGGAUUCAGGAUCAACCCCUUGAAGAAGAUGGUCACUCGCUUGCUAAGGGCUGUGCGACGGCUAAAGACAGUGAUACAAGUUCUGCUGCUUCUGUUUUACACCUACGCGACGGUAGGAAUGGAAUUGUUCAGGGGCCUCAUAGAAUGCGAGCUCGGAGCCCAAGGCAUUGGCUCCACAGGUCCAGAGGCAGAGGGAGACCUCACCGAUUGGGGGCUUUUGAAUUUUAACGAUCUUUUCUCCUCGCUGGUGACGCUCUUCUUGCUUACUGUAAACGGCUGGGAUGAUGCCUUGAAGGCCCUCGUAAAGCACACUUCGGUACUGAAAUGCAGUUUGUACUUUGUGUCAUUCUACAUCCUAACCGACACCAUCCUCCUCAAUCUUCUUGUGGCACUCGUCCUGGAAGCCUACGAGCAGGUCUCGUCCGUGCCCCCCCAGAUAGCGCCUCCAGCUGUCGACGAGCAGCCAUUCCACAAUGCCGCGCAUAAAAUGCCACUGCUGCUGCAAAUCGAGGGAACGCUUCUCAGCGAGCAGUCCAGGAGCCCCGCAGGGACCGAGAGCAGCCACAAUAAUUCUCCAUUAAUUAGCUAA